Cuscuta campestris is the source of this 1884-nucleotide messenger RNA. The record is from the annotation of a GenBank genome assembly. Lineage: Eukaryota; Viridiplantae; Streptophyta; Magnoliopsida; Solanales; Convolvulaceae.
CGAUAUUUUCUCUCAUUUUUUAAUAAUUCUGAAUUAUCAAGUACCAAUUGGUUACUUUAGAAACUACGGAGUAGAAUUUACUAUACCUCCCAGCCUCUCCAACCCCGGCCGCACGGUGAUCGGCGCAUUCUUAUCUGCCGGAAAAAAACUUGACUCCAAUCCCGUCCCCUUCUAAUCCUAACUGAUUCGGAUCUGUUCAACUUCAGGCACUUGUCCUUGGCGUUUUCUAGCAUUGCCCGAGCGUGCAUGUGUUCCGCACGCGAUUCCUCACAGGUCCAACUACCUGAUGGAGUACCACCAUUUAUACAUAUCAAUCAAAAUGAUUUCUUAGGGCGGAAAACUAAAAAAAUUAAAGAUGAGGAUCUUGCUAUUUGCUUAUGCAAGUAUGAACACGGUGAUCCUGAAAGUGCAUGUGGAGAAGGGUGCUUGAAUGUAUUAACCAGCACUGAAUGCACACCUGGAUACUGCCCUUGUGGCGAUUAUUGCAAGAAUCAGAGAUUUCAGAAAUGUGAAUAUGCCAAAACGAAGUUGUUCAGAACUGAUGGCCGUGGGUGGGGUCUUCAUGCUGAUGAGAAUAUAAAGGAUGGACAAUUUAUAAUUGAAUACUGUGGGGAAGUAAUAUCGUCAGAAAAAGCGAGGAAAAGGUCUCAAACUUAUGAAAAUCAGGGCCUUAAGGAUGCAUAUAUAAUCUCUCUAAAUGCAAAUUAUUUCAUCGAUGCUACAAGGAAGGGAAGCCUGGCAAGGUUUAUUAAUCAUUCAUGCCUACCAAAUUGUGAAACAAGGAAGUGGACAGUUUUAGGAGAAACAAGGGUUGGUAUUUUUGCCAAGCAAGAUAUUUCCAUAGGAAUUGAGCUCACAUAUAACUACAACUUUGAAUGGUAUGGCGGUGCUACCGUCCGCUGUCUCUGUGGAGCGCCAAAGUGCUCAAUAUUUCUUGGCGGAAAGUCUCAUGGUUUCCUGGAAUAUAACCAUGUGUGGGAAGAGGGAGAUGACAGAUACCCAGUUGAUGAAAUUCCCCUGUAUGACUCUGGAGAGGAUGAAAAUCUUAUCAAGAAAGCCAGAAUUCAAACUGAUUGUGAAUCUAAACCAAUGGACAGUGAGAGUAAAGUCUACCCUGAAAGUGGAAUGGUUAGUUUUAAAGAAGAAUACGAACAUAUCUCAGAGCCAAGAGUUUCCUUGGAUCCCGUGGAUGAUGUUGUACCAGGGAAAGAACUGUAUCCUACUGAUUUGCAAGACGGAUGUAUACCUCGUCGGAAUAAUACUGCUGGAGUUGGUCCAAUAAAGAACACAGUGAAACAUUCCCUCAAACAAAAGGCCAAGUCUUCUGGACGAAAACAAGUAACGUCCGAAAAUAUUGCUAAACUGUUUCCAUCCAAGGAAUCAAUGGAAGAAAUUAUGAAGUAUGAGGAAAUGAGAAAUCAGGCGAAUUCAACACUCAAUUCCUUGUAUGAUGAAAUUCGCCCCGCCAUUGAAGAAUAUGAACGGGAUAGCCUGGACAAUGUGCCUACCAGUGUUGCAGAGAAGUGGAUUGGAGCAUCGUGCUUUAAAAUGAAAUCCGAUUUUGAUUUUUUCUUCUCCGUGGUUAAGAACAUCAUGUGCCCUCAACAAAUGACCAACACUGAGGUGAAGGAGGAAGAUGACGAUAAAUCAUUUGAAGUGAAGAUGUUGACAAGUUAAAAAUGCCAUGUCUCAUGUGCCCUCAAAUCGCCGCUCUUCAUUUUAUCGAUUGAGCUCAAAAUACGGAGUACGUAUGUUUGUUAUGCCAGUCGCAUUUAUCUCGGAUUACAAUUCCUUUGUAUUACCAAUGAUUGUGUUUGGUUUGAUGGGGUUCAUUUGCAACUCUGGGUUUUGUUCAUCUUGACUCUUGAGCUUUAGUUGAGCUUG